AUGCCUCCCCUGUACAGAGAGUACCAGGGCAUAGUCCAACACGCGACCCCACUAAGGAUUCGAACCAGGGGGAUCGAACUCAGAGCGCAAACUACUGUGUCUGGAGCUUUAACAAACAUAAGUUUUCAUCCGCCAGACGGCGCUGCCACCCUGGAACGAGUUCCACUGUCGAUAGGCUGCGAGGGUUUUGUGGAUUUCCUCUCAGUUGCACCGCGGCCGCCGGCGGGGUGGGUGCUGUCUGUGUCCCUCGCGAGCGUACGUCCCGAUUCCGUCUUUCUGACGGCGUGGGAAAUCGUGUUGAGUGCUUUC
Messenger RNA from Iphiclides podalirius (scarce swallowtail), 309 nucleotides. The record is from the annotation of a GenBank genome assembly. Lineage: Eukaryota; Metazoa; Arthropoda; Insecta; Lepidoptera; Papilionidae.